UUUAUGCUCUCAACCUCCACUAAUGGGAUCGUUGUUUUUGUUGUGGUUAAAUUUACAGAGUCCAUGGACAGCGUGACAACUUGUCCAAAUUAGAGAGUACGAAUGAGCAUUGAGCAGGCUUUGAAAUCUCGUGUAGUUUGUCUGUGAACGUGGAAGACCUCUUUUAUCCCGUGCUUUGCGAUGUUUGAUCAACGAGAAGAGGCUGAUCGAGACCUUCUUAUCAGUGAGAGAGUGUCAAUCGCUCACCGAGCCCUCUGAUAUUUUGAUUGAUUCCAUCCAAUAAUUCAAUAAUUGGCGCUUAAUGUUUUGGUCCGGGUUGAUCGCAACUUACGCGCUCACCUCGAUUUGUUUGCUGAAAUGGCCGCACUGGAUCCACCCUCGCCGUUCCCGAAGACCGUGUUACAAGCACAUCAGUCAUCGGGGAGGUGCGGGUGAAGGCCCCGAGAAUACGCUCCUCACAUUUCGUCGAGCCAUCGCUUUGGGAACGGACAUGUUGGAAAUUGAUUGUCACCUCACUCAGGACCACAUCCCGGUCGUCGUCCAUGAUGCCAACCUGAAACGGCUCACCGGGGUAGAUGCGCUGGUUCGGGAUGUCAAGUUCCAGGACCUCCCACCCCUUUUGCCUCGAUUGCCGUUGGAUUUCGUGCCUGGCCAGGCCUAUCACGUCCCCAAAGACAUGGAAUGCGCCAAAUUGAUGGCCUUGGAGGAUGUGUUUCGGCAGUUUCCUGGUAUAGGAGUGAAUAUAGAUAUCAAGGUCCAUGACGAGAAGCUGGUUCAGGCCGUGUCGGAGAUUGUGACACGCUAUGACGCCCUGGACACCACAGUCUGGGGCAGUUUUCGCCAAAAUACCACUGAUCUCUGUCACGCGACCAACCCGGAUAUUGGGCUGUUCGCCUCGUUUCCACGGGUCUUGAAGAUUCUACUUCUCUUCUAUUUGGGUCUUUUACCGUUCGUGCCGUUAAAAGAGACCCACUUUGAAAUCCCUAUGCCUCGUAUUUUUGCCACGUCUGUGAUUCGAGACCCCCCUCAGGGUGUGAUACGAUCGGCUUUGGCUCGGACGGCCAAUUUCUUACUCAUGAGCCCGAUUCUCUUCAAGCAUCUGGAGAAACGUGGUAUUCAAACUUAUAUCUGGGUCCUUAAUAAUGAAGAAGAGUUUGAACGAGCUUUCCUUUGCGGAGCCACUGGAAUCAUGACCGACUAUCCAUCCAAGCUUAAACUCUUCCAACUCAGCCAAGGAAUGGCUUAACUCCGUCCUUUAGCUAAUAAUCUUCAUGCUCCGUUCAUCCACAGCCAUCUAUACACAGCCAUCUAUCGACUCACUUCAUCAGUCAUUAUGGAAUGAAUACGAUUUCCGAAAGCCUGCUCCAA
This is a messenger RNA of Tigriopus californicus, 1368 nucleotides long. RefSeq names its product lysophospholipase D GDPD1-like. The record is from RefSeq and is a predicted model, not a curated record. The transcript has a single exon. Bases 302 to 1246 code for a protein of 314 amino acids. Gene Ontology annotation, cellular component: endoplasmic reticulum membrane. Gene Ontology annotation, molecular function: phosphatidylcholine lysophospholipase A1 activity; phosphoric diester hydrolase activity. Lineage: Eukaryota; Metazoa; Arthropoda; Copepoda; Harpacticoida; Harpacticidae. Gene Ontology annotation, biological process: glycerophospholipid catabolic process.